Molecule: messenger RNA, 420 nt
Organism: Cylindrotheca closterium
Lineage: Eukaryota; Bacillariophyta; Bacillariophyceae; Bacillariales; Bacillariaceae
Source: the annotation of a GenBank genome assembly
GGCCACGCGUGGCAACACUACCGUCACCGUCGCUCCUCCACACGGAGCAUUCAAUGGGACUAUCCCCGUUCUACGCAAUUGUCCGGGUGCAAACGACCACAUAACGAGCAUACCGACAACAGCGUCAGCUUCUUGCCAGCCCCCUUUUGGACCCAACCACUCCCAGCUGACUUGUGCCGAGCUACCGUCCACAUUACGCCUUCGCUAGGCACUCUAGCUCUCACCGGCAUUGGGACAGCACCGCUGCAGCCGCCUCACGACUCUCAACCGUCCUUGCUGGCCGCCUGGAUGGCCGCCUCAGCCAGGGUGACCGAGUAUGUUGGCUGGACCCCUGAAGAAAUUGAGAUCGAUGGCAACGAAAGCCUCCUUGCUGCAGCCCUACUCAAAGACCGGCUGUGUGUGAUCAGCGACGGUUCUUAA